Messenger RNA from Pyrgilauda ruficollis (rufous-necked snowfinch), 2478 nucleotides. It is a transcript of the gene HRH2, whose product is annotated as histamine receptor H2. Lineage: Eukaryota; Metazoa; Chordata; Aves; Passeriformes; Passeridae. The record is from RefSeq and is a predicted model, not a curated record. Gene Ontology annotation, biological process: G protein-coupled receptor signaling pathway, coupled to cyclic nucleotide second messenger; positive regulation of vasoconstriction; gastric acid secretion. The transcript has 4 exons. Gene Ontology annotation, cellular component: membrane; dendrite. Gene Ontology annotation, molecular function: G protein-coupled serotonin receptor activity; neurotransmitter receptor activity; histamine receptor activity. The coding region runs from base 528 to 1667 and encodes 379 amino acids.
CGAGGAGGAGAGCAGAGAGGAGAGGGAGCGAGGCAGCCGCGGCUCUGCCCCCGCAGCGGAGCCGCACGCACCGGGGCCAGGCUGGACUCGCUGCAGCCACCGAAGGCUCCCACACGCUCAGGGGCUCUGAGAAAGCACCACCUUCGCCAGGUUGUCCUUGGGAGGUGGCAAAGCUCUGUCCCUGCUGGAGCACUGCUGACCACUGUCACCAACCAAACAUGCAGAGGGCAUGAGAGCCCCAUGGUCACUCAGAGGAAAGGAGAAGGCAAGAAAGGAAAAGCAGCAAUUGAGAUCCACCAGCAGCUGCCACAGGGCAUCGGCUCCAGCACUGAGCUCCCAGAGGGGACCAACAGGCACAAAUGAGUCCCAGUGCCACAUCUUUCCUAGGCCAUGUCAUUCCCAGCACACAAGGCUGAAUGUGUGAAGUGACUCUGCAAUGUUCUCCAAGGUCACUGUAGAACAAGGGUCACUUUGGGAAGGGCUCUAGGCUGCCCGGUCCAGGCUCACUCCAAGCAGCUUUGGAGCUGAUGAUAGCAGGACUGCUCCAUCCUUGCAGUGUCACCAUGGAUCCAUGUUACAACCACACCAGCUCUCAAAAAAGGAUGGACUUCCCCCUGCAGCUGCUGGUCGGGUUCUUCCUCGUCAUCCUCAUCGUGAUCACCCUCUGUGGUAACAUCAUCGUCUGCCUGGCCGUCACCCUCGACCGCCGGCUCCGGAGCUUGACAAACCGCAUCAUUGUCUCCUUGGCCAUCACAGACCUGCUGCUGGGGCUUCUGGUGCUGCCAUUCUCUGCCUUCUACGAGCUCACCAAGGAGUGGCCCUUUGGCAGCGUUUUGUGCAACAUCUACACCAGCCUGGACGUCAUGCUGUGCACGGCCUCCAUCCUCAACCUCCUCAUGAUCAGCCUGGACCGCUACUUUGCUGUCACCACCCCGCUCCGCUACUGCCAGGUGGUCACUCCCUCCCGGGUGGCAGUGGGUUUGGCUGUUAUUUGGACCGUUUCACUGAUGGUCUCCUUCCUACCCAUCCACCUGGGCUGGAACACCAACGGGACGGCCGUGCAAAACACAGACCCCACCUGCCACAAGGAGUGCACGCUGGCAGUGAACCUCGUGUACGGGUUAGUGGACGGCUUGCUCACCUUCUACAUCCCUCUGCUCAUCAUGUGCAUCACCUACUACCGGAUACUCAAGAUAGCCAGGGAGCAAGCCAAGAGGAUAAACCACACGUGGGGCAGCGCGCCCAUGCCACCCAUGGUGAAAGAGCACAAAGCCACCGUGACGCUGGCGGUGGUGCUGGGAGCGUUCGUCGUGUGCUGGUUCCCCUACUUCACCAUGUUCACCUACCGGGGCGUGUGGGGGGACAGCAGGGUCAAAGGCACACCCAUGUCCAUUGUGCUCUGGCUGGGCUAUGCCAACUCAGCCCUGAACCCCAUCCUCUACGGGACACUCAACAAGGAUUUCCGAGUGGCGUACCAGCACUUGCUGCACUGCUGGAGGACGGGACACCCCAGGAACUCCCACCUGCCUCCCCUCCAAAAGGCCCAGCCCAGGGGCAGGCAGGGCCAGGGCAGGCAGGACGGUAAACCCUUGAAACUGGAGGUGAGGAACAAGAAGGGGACUCUGCUCACUGAUGGAGCCCUCAAGAGCACUGGAGCUUUUCUGUGAGUCUCAGCCAGCCUGCUGCCCUAGGACCCACAUCUCCCAGCCUUCAACUCCUGGCUGCCCUCUUCCAAAAUCCUGUGUGUGAGGUUGAAAGGACAACACUCAGCUUUCCUCAGCGCAAACCUCGACAGCAGAGGUGAGAGCUGCAGGGAUCCCUGCUCUGGCACAUGGCACCACUCCACCCCCAAACACUGCUGGAGAGGCCUCUGCCCGCCCAGGUUUCUGCCCAGGAGGGUGCUGGGUGAGAAGAGCCCUCGGAGGAGCUGCAGAAGAACACCUCCCCAUCCUGUCUGGGCAGUGACACAUGCAGCAUCAAGCCCCACAGCAGCAGCAAGAGAUGCCAGAGGAGCUGGGUCAGGAAGCAGAGCAUGCCCUUGGCAGGGCAGGGCAGGGCAGGGAGUGCCCUCUCCAGACCCACGGGUCAGGCUGCAGGGGGAAGGUGCUGCUUUUGAGGUCUUGGUGCCAGGCAGACCAGCCUAGGACGGAGAAAGACAACACAGGCACCACCUUCCCUGGUGUCCUAGGGAUGUACCCACCCCUCAGAGGGGCAAGGCCCUGCUAGAUGGGGUGAGGGGGCAGGAGGGCUCAGCGUGGUGGGUGUUGGCAGCCACGAGUGCUGGAUGUCUGUGCACAGGACAUCCCAGUCCCUCAGCAUCCAUGCUGGGGCAAGGCUGCUGCCCAUCCCUGGGGCUGUCCUUACACCACACCCCCUGUCCCAGCCCUACUGCAAGGCAGAGAGAAGCCCUGGAGCCUGCUGGGGAGACACUGAGCAGCCAGGGUUUGCCCCAGGCUCUGCCCUCGCAAGAAGGCUCAA